AUGGCCAGUAUCGCAGACCUGCACAUUGUAUGCUACGAUCAAGCGUUUGCAAAGGAUGGACACGUGCUUUUGAGGUGUACGGCCGAAGGAAGUCAUUGUGGAGAGGCUCAUAAUGGAAUUGAAAAGACUGGCAAUAAAGCCAAAUGGAGUGCGGCUGCUAUAUUUGAGGUUGAGAAUGGCAAGGUCAAGAGCUUCACCAAGGACCGGGAUAAGCUGCACAUGUGGGAGCAGCUUGGAUGGAUGAAGGGGGACGAGUAUGUUUGA
This is a messenger RNA of Aureobasidium subglaciale EXF-2481, 264 nucleotides long. RefSeq lists its product as uncharacterized. The transcript is spliced from 2 exons. The record is from RefSeq and is a predicted model, not a curated record. Gene Ontology annotation, biological process: polyketide metabolic process. The coding region runs from base 1 to 264 and encodes 87 amino acids. Lineage: Eukaryota; Fungi; Ascomycota; Dothideomycetes; Dothideales; Saccotheciaceae.